Aspergillus tubingensis is the source of this 327-nucleotide messenger RNA. RefSeq lists its product as uncharacterized. The transcript is spliced from 2 exons. The record is from RefSeq and is a predicted model, not a curated record. NCBI's taxonomy places the organism in Eukaryota, Fungi, Ascomycota, Eurotiomycetes, Eurotiales, Aspergillaceae. Bases 1 to 327 code for a protein of 108 amino acids.
AUGAGACAAGAAAACACUGGCUCGUCAUUAAACGGCGAUCCCAGUCGUCACAACCAGAGCAGUCAAAGCACGCGUCUCGAGCCUCCAGACAACUCUUCUCAAACAUCUGACCGACUCGCCGAGGAACUGGUUUAUUACCGAAGCUUUCUCGAACAGCUUCUAGGAGUAGUCCGCAAUGGAGAUCAGGAUACUGUCAACCAGAUGGUUUCCAUGAUACGUUCGGAUGCAUCCCACCAGCAAAUUCUGGCAGCCUUAUCUGAGAACUCCGCCAACGGCGGCCAGACUGCCCAAGGGGCCCGUGGUCGGAAUAAUCACAAUUCAAACUGA